Prionailurus viverrinus (fishing cat) is the source of this 3556-nucleotide messenger RNA. It is a transcript of the gene MMP25, whose product is annotated as matrix metallopeptidase 25. NCBI's taxonomy places the organism in Eukaryota, Metazoa, Chordata, Mammalia, Carnivora, Felidae. The record is from RefSeq and is a predicted model, not a curated record. The coding region runs from base 430 to 2118 and encodes 562 amino acids. The transcript has 10 exons. Gene Ontology annotation, biological process: extracellular matrix organization; collagen catabolic process; proteolysis. Gene Ontology annotation, molecular function: metalloendopeptidase activity; zinc ion binding. Gene Ontology annotation, cellular component: extracellular matrix.
CCACCCGCGCCGCCCGCGCUCUCGGAAGCGCCCGGAGGAGGGUCUCGGGGUCCGGCUGGUCGCUGCCCGCGGGCCGUCCGAAGACUGGGCUCAUCCGGUGCGACAGCCCUGCCCCGCCCGGGGGGAGGGGCCGGGCCGGCCCGGGACCCAGAGGCCGCCGCCGCGCACCCGGAGAGGCUGCACCGCCGCCCCUCCCGUCCCCUCUCCGGCCUCCCGGGACCCGCAGCGACCCCAGCCCCCCCCUCCACCCCCGGGCCCUCCUCUGGACGCCUCCGGGUCCCCCGCGUCGGGCCUCCCUGGGUCCCAGCGCCCCGUCCUCCCGCCCACCGCUGCCACCUCGCGCAGGGCUCCCCGGGCCUCUCCCGGCCCCCGACCCCCUGCCCCGGGUCCCCGGAGCCGCCGCGGUCGGGCCCCCCGAGCCCCGCGGACAUGCUCCGGCUGCUCGCGCUGCUGCUCCCGCUGCUGCCGCCGCCCGCGCGCGCCCAGGAGCCCUCCGCGCAGGACGUGAGCCUGGGAGUGGACUGGCUGACCCGCUACGGCUACCUGCCACCACCCCACCCUGCCCAAGCACAGCUGCAGAGCCCUGCGAAGCUGAGGGAUGCUAUCAAGGUCAUGCAGAGGUUUGCCGGGCUGCCUGAGACAGGCCUCCUGGACCCGGUGACCAUGGCCACCAUGCACAGGCCCCGCUGCUCCCUGCCUGAUGUGCUGGGGGCGGCAGAGCUGGUGAGACGUCGGCGCCGGCGCCGGCGCUACGCCCUGAGCGGCAGCGUGUGGAAGAAGCGAACGCUGACGUGGAGGGUGCACUCCUUCCCCCAGAGCUCGGCCCUGAGCCAGGAGAUGGUGAGGACCCUCAUGCACCACGCCUUGACCACCUGGGGCGUCGAGUCAGGCCUCAAAUUCCAGGAGGUGGGCUUUCAGAGCCCGACGGAGCCCGACAUCGUCAUUGACUUUGCCCGGGCGUACCACCAGGACAGUUACCCCUUCGACGGGCAGGGAGGGACCCUAGCCCACGCCUUCUUCCCCGGGGAACACUCCAUCUCUGGGGACACGCACUUCGACGACGAGGAGAUCUGGACUUACGGGUCAAAAGAUGGUGAGGGGACGGACCUGUUUGCUGUGGCUGUUCAUGAGUUUGGCCACGCCUUGGGCCUGGGCCACUCCUCGGCACCGGACUCAAUCAUGAGGCCCUUUUACCAGGGCCCGGUGGGCGACCCCCACAAGUACCGCCUGUCCCAGGACGACCGGGAAGGCCUACAGCAGCUCUAUGGGAAGGUGCCCCAGACCCCCUACGAUAAGCCCACAAGGAGACCCUUGGCUCCUCCUCCCCCACCCCCUGCCCUGCCCCCAGACAGCCCCUCUCUCCCCACCCCUGACCGAUGUGAAGGCAAUUUUGAUGCUAUCGCUAACAUCCGUGGUGAAACCUUUUUCUUCAAAGGCCCCUGGUUCUGGCGCGUUCAACCCUCGGGACAGCUGGUGUCGCCCCGGCCCGCCAGGCUCCACCGCUUCUGGGAGGGGCUGCCCGCCGGGGUGAAGGUCAUCCAGGCCGCCUACGCCCGGCCCCGGGACGGCGGCAUCCUCCUCUUCAGCGGCCCCCAGUUCUGGGUGUUCCAGGAGCGGCAGCUAGAGGGCGCCCCGCGGCCGCUCACGGAGCUGGGGCUGCCGGCCGGAGAGCAGGUGGACGCCGUGUUCUCGUGGCCGCUCAACGGGAAGACCUACCUGAUCCGGGGCGGGCGCUACUGGCGGUACGACGAGGCGGCCGCGCGCCCGGACCCCGGCUACCCCCGCGACCUGAGUCUUUGGGAAGGGGCGCCUCCCGCCCCCGACGAUGUCACCGUCAGCAACGCAGGUGACACCUACUUCUUCAAGGGCGCCCACUACUGGCGCUUUCCCAAGGGCAGCGUCAAGGCGGAGUCCGACUCCCCCCAACCCAUGGGCCCCAAGUGGCUGGACUGCCCGGCCCCCAGCGCCGACCCACGCGCCCCCAGGCCCCCCAAAGCCACCCGGGAGCCCGGAGCCUGCAAUUGUCAGUGCGAGAUCAAUCAGGCCUCGGGGCGGCCGUCGCUGGCCUUCCUGCUGUCCCUUCUACCCCCGCUGGUGGGGGGCGUCGCCUCCAGCUGAGGGGGACGGUCCCGGGGCGGGGCUCAUGCGGGUGGAGCUUCGCCCUGGGGACGCGGACAAAUGGCUAGCCCUUAGACUGGACCGGCCAUGUGCUCACCCUCGCCGUUCCAGCACCCCCUCCCUCACCCUCCCCCCCCCAGCCCCACCCCCACCCCCACCGUUGUCCUGGCUGCGCCACGCGCUGCCGCUACAGGAAGCUCUUUUUCCCGGAAGAGCUGGUGCUUCUCAGCAGCCUGUGACUAUAGCCCUGGCCCCACCUGGCAACAGCGGUUCCCCAUAGCGGCUCCUGGCUGUUUGGGGCUUUAGAGGACUGGACGGAUUGGGGCAACUGAACCCCAGCCCCUCUCUCCACCCGCUGCUCCGAAUUUCCCAGAAGUGUCCCACUGUCCUGCUUCUGCAAUGUCCCAGGCAAUGCCAUGUGGAUGGGGACCCCAGACCCAGCCCUCAAGUUACCCCUCAGCACGAGUGUCCCAUAUCCUGGGUGACAUCAGUGGCCACCCAGACGACCCUCCACAACAGAGGCCCCUGUGGACCUCCUUUCUGGUCACCAUCUUGGACCCAGAACAGUCCCGGUUCAACAGAACACCCUCCAAUCCCUAAAAAUCCGCUCAGUCCCUCCACACUGGAGUGUGUACCGCUUCCCUCAGGGAGAACUCUUGGGUUCUCCGCGGCUCAGUGCUGUGAAGACAGUGGACUGAGUUCCCUCUCCAUCCAGGGGCCACUGCUUCCUCAGCACCCCUGGGUGAUGAGUGGGAGGGCCACCUCAUUCACCUCCCACUCCUCCCCGAAUUCAGGACCUACAUCAGUGCCUCUGGAACUGCACUUCUGGAAUCUUCCACAUCAGAAUCACCUAGGGAACUUAAAAAUGCGGAUCCCCUGCCCUCACCCUGAAUCACUUGGGGGUUGGGGCCAGGAGUCUGCACUCAAGUAAGCUUGGGGGAGCAGCCCUGAUGGGCGAGGGGGCCGGGACAACAGCUGUCAUCUCUGUCUUGUGGUUUUUCUGUGUCUCUGAAGUGUUCUCCCUGCCAGGGACCAACCUGAGCACAUUCUCUGCAGAAUCAGGUUGAUGGCCUUGCUCGUGUAGGAUCUAUCCCCUUUGGGUGGAGCCCCUUAGGGGCCACUUCCUGGGUUGCCGUCCUCCCACAGUGCUGCCUGGGGCUGAGGCUGCGGGCUGCUGUCCCAGCGUGCAGGGCCCUCGGUCAGGACAAGCUGACCAGUCGGAGGGCAACAGCCAGGUGUCUUCAGCCAACCCGUGACCUGAGCAUUCCAAGCCACCAGAAAACCCGAAACCCGGGCCUCUGUCAGGAUCCUUUCAAAAUAUGUGGAGGAGGAAACUUAUAUUUUUUUUUUUCUUUUUUUUUUUUUUUUUAAUUUUUUUUUCAACGUUUAUUUAUUUUGGGGACAGAGAGAGACACAGCAUGAAUGGGGGAGGGGCAGA